GAACCAACAAAGCCCUCUCCACCGGGCUUGAGAACGUUUGCACGCUUGGUGCGGAUACGCCACCUGAGCUUUGUGAGCUGUUUUGCAGCAUGCACAACGGCUACCAUGAUGGAGCAGGCGACACCUUCCUCACAUUGCUGGAUAGAUGUGAGGAGCUCAUGCAGGACUGGGAUCUCCAUGUGAACAGGCCGAACGGGACUGGUCUCACGACCAAGAAUGCCCAUUACGAUCAGUAUUUGGAAAAGUUCAUCUUUGGCGACAAGCAAGCCCUGGGCUGGGGGACUCUCUCAACUACUCCAAAACGACUUCCGUGUUGA
This is a messenger RNA of Cladocopium goreaui, 317 nucleotides long. Lineage: Eukaryota; Dinophyceae; Suessiales; Symbiodiniaceae. The record is from the annotation of a GenBank genome assembly.